This is a messenger RNA of Spea bombifrons (plains spadefoot toad), 960 nucleotides long. RefSeq names its product tumor protein p63 regulated 1 like (gene TPRG1L). The coding region runs from base 79 to 876 and encodes 265 amino acids. Lineage: Eukaryota; Metazoa; Chordata; Amphibia; Anura; Pelobatidae. Gene Ontology annotation, cellular component: cytoplasm. The record is from RefSeq and is a predicted model, not a curated record. The transcript has 5 exons.
GCGGUUGGCACAGCUGCCUGCAGGCGGAAGUGUGCGGUGUAAACAGUACCGGUGUAUCCGGCGGAGCUCGGACCUGUCAUGUUGCAGUUUAAUGACUCCGAUACGAGCCCGGCAGCUCUGGAGGUGCAGCUAAGCCCGGUGAAGAGCACGGCGGGGGCAGGGCCCAUGCCCUCGGGAGGUAACGUGCAAUCCCUGCGCUCCCUUACCGUGCACAAUCCUACCCUGCAGGCUCGGGUCAAGGAGUACUUCGUAUUCAGGCCUGGAACUCUUGAUCAAGCUGUAAAUGAUAUCCGUCUGGUAGUUUCACCCACAGAGGAUGGAGGCGUUCAGAGCGUCUGGCUGCUGACUGAAGUUGAUCAUUGGAACAAUGACAAAGAGCGCCUGGUCCUGAUAACCGAUAGAUCCCUCCUGAUCUGCAAGUAUGACUUCCUCAGCUUGCAGUGUGUGCAGGUGGUGCGUGUCGGGCUCAACGCCAUCGAUACCAUUUCUGUUGGAGAGUUUCAAUUUCCUCAUAUGUCUCUCAGCAGACGGGAAGGAGUUGGAAUUCGUAUUCUCUGGAAUAAAAGCAGCCAUACGUCUUUCAUGAACAAAUGGAAUCCUUGGUCGACCAACAUGCCGUAUUCCACCUUCACAGAACAUCCAAUGGCGCUAGCAGAGGAGAAGAUUGUCCCUCUCUGCAAGUUGGAAAACUUCCGGGAGCAGUUGAUCCAGGCAGUGAAGAGAGCCCAUCGAGAGAACCCACUGCCAGGUAGACCAAAUGGGGUGCUGGUAUUAGAACAGCCACUGGUGAUUGAAACUUACAUCGGACUAAUGUCUUUUAUCAACAACGAGGCCAAACUGGGAUAUUCCUUGUCAAGGGGCAAGAUUGGAUUUUGAUCGGGAAGAAGACAGACAUACGCCAGAUGGGGUUCAGAUUGUAUUAACCUGGACCCUUCGAACUGCUGCAUGUUUCAUAUGUCA